AUGGACGGCUUUGGAAGCAACAACAACAACAACUUCAGCGGCGGGAACGACAACUUCGGCGGAGGUGGUGGGAUGGGUGGAAACGACAACAACGGUGGGGGAGGGAUGGGCGGUAACAACAACUACGGCGGAGGCGGAAUGGGAGGCAACGACAACAGCGGCGGAGGUGGGAUGGGAGGAAACGACAACUAUGGCGGAGGUGGGAUGGGAGGAAACGACAAUUAUGGCGGAGGUGGGAUGGGAGGAAACGAUAACUCUGGCGGAGGUGGGAUGGGAGGAAACGACAGCUAUGGCGGAGGUGGGAUGGGCGGCAAUGAUAACUCUGGCGGUGGUGGAGGGAUGGGUGGGGGCAACAACUUUGGUGACAACAACUCCAACUCCAACGACGGCGCGAACAGCAACUCAAACUACGGCGGAAACGGCGGCGGUGGGGGUUUCGACUCCAACAGCUCGAAUUAUGGCGGAGGGAACAGCGCCGGAGGGUUCGACUCUAAUAGCAACAGCAACAGCAACAGCAAUUCGAGCUCUGGAGGAAUGAUAGACAAGGGUGUUGAGUAUGCCGCGUCGAAAGCUGGUUUUAAUCUCGAUUCAUCUGAAGCUAAUACAAUAGGCUCAGGCCUUGAGAGUGCAGCCAGAAGGUUUUGA
Molecule: messenger RNA, 645 nt
Organism: Fibroporia radiculosa
Lineage: Eukaryota; Fungi; Basidiomycota; Agaricomycetes; Polyporales; Fibroporiaceae
Exons: 2
Coding region: 1-645 (214 amino acids)
Source: RefSeq, a predicted model, not a curated record